This is a messenger RNA of Cynara cardunculus var. scolymus (artichoke), 801 nucleotides long. Its product is annotated as transcription factor bHLH131-like. The coding region runs from base 1 to 801 and encodes 266 amino acids. Lineage: Eukaryota; Viridiplantae; Streptophyta; Magnoliopsida; Asterales; Asteraceae. The transcript has 2 exons. The record is from RefSeq and is a predicted model, not a curated record. Gene Ontology annotation, molecular function: protein dimerization activity; DNA-binding transcription factor activity. Gene Ontology annotation, biological process: regulation of DNA-templated transcription.
AUGGCUUCAUCACGAGGCUACGACGGCAUCCAUCGGACUCUCGGUAAUCAUGAAGAUCAAGAGAAAAAUAAAUUAUCGAAUAAUGAAGCCUACAGUGGAGAUUCAUAUAGCUCGACUGUCCAAGGAUUGACAACCACCACAAAACUAAGAACGAUGCUCGAGUUAGCAGCACAAAAGCAUGCCUUCUCUGAGCGUAAACGUAGAAAACGAAUCAACAACCAUUACGACUCACUUCGACAGUUCUUCCCUAGACUACUCAAGACUGAUAAGGCUUCGGUGCUAACAGAGACUGUGCGUCGUUUAAAAGAGCUGAAAAACAUGGUUGUCGACGUGUCCCAAUCGCAUGACGACGGAGGACGGUGUUCCGGAAACGGAUCACAACGAUCAUUUUUUAUACCCGACGAGAACGAUGAAAUGACUGUCAGAUAUUGUGGUAGUGGCAAUAAUAAAACCGUCCGAGUAAUAAUUUGUUGCGAAGACAGGCCAGGUCUGAUUCAGGAUAUGACGGAGACGAUUCAAUCAGUUCAUGGGAAGGCGGUGAAGGCCGAGAUGGCAACAGUCGGUGGGCGAACAAAGGCAGAGGUGGUGGUGGAGUGGCCGGAAUGUGGCGGCGGAGGGGAGGAUGAUGUUGAAUCGUUGAAGAGGGCGUUGAAGGCGGUGGUGGAGAAUCGGGUAUUGGGUCAAAGUCGGUUAAUGGGUAAUGGGUGUACUGAACCCGAAUUGAUUGGGUUGGGUCGGGGGCCCAAAGUAUACGAUCAAAGGGAAAAUAGGCUUGCUGAUGGAUUAAUCAUCAGAAGUUAA